This is a messenger RNA of Silurus meridionalis, 2485 nucleotides long. RefSeq names its product B-cell receptor CD22-like. Bases 299 to 2272 code for a protein of 657 amino acids. The record is from RefSeq and is a predicted model, not a curated record. The transcript has 11 exons. Lineage: Eukaryota; Metazoa; Chordata; Actinopteri; Siluriformes; Siluridae.
UUUAGAGAACUGGAGACUCAGUCAGAGAAAUGACUGCAGCAGGAAAACUCAUCAUCGUUUACUGCCUGGUUCACGAGAAUUCUCCAUCAGUCUACCAGAGCGUGUAGAAGGUCUGAGAGGACUCUGUGUUCUCGUACCCUGCAGUUUUGAGAUUGAGGAGCAGUAUGAUGAAGAUCUUCAGGGAAAUCCUGCAGGAAUCUGGUUAAAAGACGGCACUAAUCAUAACUAUUAUAAAGUCUUUAACUCUGGAGAACCUGCAGAGAACACGAUUAAAGGGAAAAUAACAGGAGAUCUCCUCAUGAAGAACUGCACCACCAUCUUCUAUAACAUUAGAAGGCAAGACAGUGGAGUUUAUUACUUUAGAUUAGAAGCUGCAGGACCACUGAGAAACACGUACACAUCUUCAUCAGUGUCAGUGAGAGUUGGAGCCUCUCCAAUCAGUCCAUCAAUAACACUGUAUAAGGAGGAUCAGGAGAAGCUGGAGGACCAAAAGCAGGUGCUGGAGGGAACUUCAGUGAGGCUCAUGUGCUCAGCUUCAUCUCCUCCAUGUCUCCUAAAUCCUUCCACUUUCACAUGGAACUUCCUGCCUGAGGAGGGAAGACAGGAACAGAACCACAGGAGCAGCUUCAGCUCCUCUCAGCUGAACUUCAAAGCUACUCACCUUCAUCAUGGACGUGAUUUCACCUGCACCGUCACCUACCAGCUCCAGAACUUCAACAAAUCAGAACAGAGCUCUUUUACUCUACAUGUUCUGUAUGGUCCUAGAAACACCUCAGUAUCAGCAUCUCCAUCUGCUUCAGUGCUUCUGGGCAGUUCAGUGUCUCUGAGUUGCAGCAGUGAUGGAAACCCAGCAGUGCUGAACUACACCUGGUACAGAGAGAACGGAGAGCAGAUAGGAACCGGAAACCAUCUCACCAUCAACACCACUGAUUCUCCACACAGUGCUUUAUACUACUGUAGAGCUCAGAACCAGCAUGGAGAUCACAACUCCUCUAUCCACCUGGAUGUUCUGUAUGGUCCUAGAAACACCUCAGUAUCAGCAUCUCCAUCUGCUUCAGUGCUUUUGGGCAGUUCAGUGUCUCUGAGUUGCAGCAGUGAUGGAAACCCAGCAGUGCUGAACUACACCUGGUACAGAGAGAACGGAGAGCAGAUAGGAACCGGAAACCAUCUCACCAUCAACACCACUGAUUCUCCACACAGUGCUUUAUACUACUGUAGAGCUCAGAACCAGCAUGGAGAUCACAACUCCUCUAUCCAGCUGGAUGUUCUGUAUAGUCCUAGAAACACCUCAGUAUCAGCAUCUCCAUCUGCUUCAGUGCUUCUGGGCAGUUCAGUGUCUCUGAGUUGCAGCAGUGAUGGAAACCCAGCAGUGCUGAACUACACCUGGUACAGAGAGAAUGGAGAGCAGAUAGGAACCGGAAACCAUCUCACCAUCAACACCAGUGAUUCUCCACACAGUGCUUUAUACUACUGUAGAGCUCAGAACCAGCAUGGAGAUCACAACUCCUCUAUCCAGCUGGAUGUUCUGUAUGCUCCUCAGAUCUCUUCCUCCUCCAGCUGUAACAGCACUCAGGAUUUGAUCGUGUGCUCCUGUGACGUUCAUGGAAAUCCAACACCUAAACUGGAAUGGCAUCUCUCUGGUCAAAAUUCUUCAACCACCAGGGAACAAUCUGUGAACAACAUGCCCUCAAGAAGCUUCAUCUUCAUCCAUCAGUCAUUUGUGGAUGACCUCACGGUGCAGUGUGUUGCCUCCAACACCCUGGGCAUUCACACACAGCUCUUCUAUAUGAAGAAAGUGGCUUAUCACUCUGAAAAAGGUGUAGAUAUUGUCUCAGUGAUGAUUGGUGCUGCUGUUGGAGUGUCAGUGAUGAUGAUGAUGAUGAUGCUGUGGGCUCUGUUCCUGUAUAGAAGGAGACUGAAUGUGCUGCAGUGUGCACGAGGAGACACGGCAGGACUCGGUGCAGAUGAUCGGUCUUUUGGACAGGAAGCAGAUGGAGAGUGUGUGUAUGAGAACAAACAGGUUUCAUCAGAGUCGCUCCAUUACUCCACCAUCAUGUUUCAAAACCGAGCAGGAAAUGAAAUCAGAGGUCUUUCAUCUCACACUGAUUACGCCACCGUCCACCACGACUCCCAGCUCCACAAUCAGGGAGGAGAUUCAGAAACGAUGGCUGAAGAAAGAGCUACAGAGCAGAUCAGACACUCUGAUGGAGAUCAUGCUGGAGAUCAUGCCAUUUAUGCACAAGUUAAACCCCAGAAACGUCAAAAGAUUUGAAAAAAAAAUCACAUUUAAUUGGUAACAUGACAAAAACAUCAGAAAAACAUCAAAUCAUCAUGCACACAUCUGUUUUUUUUUUUUGUGCUUCUGAUUAUAUCAUAAGUUUCUGAUUUUCAUCGUGUUUUCGUAAUAUAUGUUUAUUCCCAUUUAAUCGUUUUCCUGAUUCCUCUUUAAUUCAUGUCUAAACUUUUGUUUGAGAAAUAAACAUGA